Amaranthus tricolor (Joseph's coat) is the source of this 1875-nucleotide messenger RNA. RefSeq lists its product as uncharacterized. The transcript is spliced from 2 exons. Bases 14 to 1264 code for a protein of 416 amino acids. Lineage: Eukaryota; Viridiplantae; Streptophyta; Magnoliopsida; Caryophyllales; Amaranthaceae. The record is from RefSeq and is a predicted model, not a curated record.
CCCAAAGACCACUAUGAAAAGAAAGGGAAUUAAGAAGACAGUUAUUAGAAAGUCUGUAAGAUUGAUGCAACAGAACAAGGAGGCUGCUGCUACAUCUGGAACACAAUCAUUGGUCAGUGAGAGUGAUGAUGAAUCUUUCAAUCCAACCCUGUCAUUCCAUAGUUGUGACAGUGAUACUGUGUCAUUGGUUGAUAGUGAUAAAGAGGCUGAGGUAGAGGAUGGAAUAAGGAUGGAAGAUGUUGAUGCAGAUUAUUUUGAUCCAUUUGAAGGACCAUUUUGGGAUGAUGAAUGUGAUGACUUUGAUAAUUAUUUGACUAAGUUGUAUAAGAAUGGAGACUUGUACAAAGGCAAAGGUUUUGGGAACAUUGUGAUUAAGGAGUGGCAAUUGUUUACAGAUAAGCAACAUUUGAGGGAUGUGAUUAGGGAUUAUUGCAUACAAUCUGGUUUUUCAGUGAUUGUUGAUAAAGCAGACAGACUUAGGUACACAAUUAGUUAUAGUGAAGCAAAAUGUGAGUGGAGAUUGCAUGCUUCUAGGCUGCCUGAUGGUGUCACUUGGGCUAUAAGGAAAAUUCAAAAUGCUGAACACACAUGCUUGGGGUUAGAAACCAAAAACCUUAUGGUAACAGUGAAGUGGGCAUGCCAUGCCUUACUGGAGGACAUAAGGGCUAAUAAUGACAUCCCAGGUAAGACUUUGAAUGAGCUUUUGUGGUCCAGAUAUGGUAUUGAGAUGCCACAACCAAGCUUGUAUAGGGUUAGGAACAUGGCCUUGAGUAUCAUUCAUGGUGGGCAUGAUACAUCAUACAGUGCAUUGCCAUCUUACUGUGAUGUUAUCAAAUCAACAAAUGAGGGUUCAUAUGCAAAUUGUGCUUGGUAUCCCCCUACACAUCCUGAUAGACCACUAGUGUUUAUGAGCAUUGUUGUAUCAUUCAAGGCGUCUCUGGAGGGCCUUUUUUCUGGUUGUAGAAGUGUUAUUGGAGUGGAUGGGGCUCAUUCAAAGGGUAAUUAUGGUGUUGUUUUGUUAUCUGCAAUUGCCCUUGAUGGCAACAAUGAAAUGUUUCCACUGGCAUGGGGUAUUGUUUCAUGUGAGGAUGAAGAGAGUUGGAGGUUUUUCAUUUGGCAUCUUAAGCAUGUACUGGAACCAAGUAACAGAGGCGACAAUUGGUGCAUAAUAUCUGACAGACAGAAGGGAAUUGAGAAGGCUCUCACUGAUUUGUGGCCUAAGGCGCAAAGAAGGUAUUGUUGCAGACACCUUAGUGCCAACUAGAAGAAGUCUUUUCAUGGGCCUAAGUUAUGGCAAUUGUUUUGGCUAGCAUGUGGGGCAUUCUCAACCUUCACAUUUGCAAAGGCCAUGAAUGAGAUUGAAAAAAACAACCCUGAUGCAAGGAGAUGGCUUGCUAAUUUGGGUCCACAGGAGAGAUGGACAAAACAUAAAUUUGACCCUGAAUUGAAGUGUGAUGUUGGUAGGCCUUGUAGGAAUCGAAAGAGAGGUGAUGAUGAAGAGAGGAAGGCAAAGAGGAGCGAGACAAUAAAAUGUGGGAAGUGUGGGGAUUUUGGUCACAACAAGUCCAGUUGCAAGGGAGGGGCAACAAAAAAACAAAAGGCAGCAGCAACAAACACUAAUGAUGCUUCAACUUCCAAGUGCAAGGGAAAGAGCAAAGCAAAAUGAUUAGUAUUUGUGUUAUGUGAAUGUAAUUACUUAACUUCUGACUUCAUAUGGAUGAACAGUACAUUAAUCCUCUUUUGUAUACCUAAUUGAUGAAUAGUAGAUUAAUCCUCUUUUGUAUAAAUAAUGGAUGAACAGUAGAUUAAACCUCUUUUGUAAAAUUAAUGUAUGAUUAUGGAUGCAAAUUAUGUAAGAUUGUAUUCCAGAUUGUA